AUGGACUCAUCGUUUGGCAUUUCCUUCAACAUCUUUGAAAUCUACCUCCAGUAUUGCGACAUUAUGUCUGAGGCGCAUUCUAGUGUGGUGGAGAGUUACAGUCCAGACGAUGAGUCGCAGAAAUUAAGCUAUUCAAGAGAGGCAUUGGCACAGCUAUUGACGGUGGUGGAGUCUAGCGCGAAUACGGGGGUUUCAAUUCUUGAGGAAGCUUACAAGCUGAUGUCAAGAUUAGACUUGAUGGCAGAUUUCUCUGAGUUCUCACGAUUCUAUGAUUUUGUCUUCUUCAUAUGCCGCGAAAAUGGUCAGAAGAGCAUCACUGUAAGCAGGGCUGUUAUGGCCUGGAGAUUAGUUUUAGCUGGAAGGUUUCGACUGCUUAAUCAAUGGUGCAACUUUGUUGAGAUUAACCAGCGACAUAACAUUUCUGAGGAUACAUGGCGACAAGUUUUAGCCUUCAGUCGCUGUGUGCAUGAAAAUCUUGAAGGAUACGAUCCUGAAGGAGCUUGGCCGGUCUUAAUUGAUGACUUCGUUGAGCGCAUGUACAGGAUCAGUGGAUCGAGUGACUCUCCUAGGUUUUUCUGUAACUGUGGUGACUCAGAAGUCCAGCAAUGCGAUGGUGCAGGCAUGAAAAAUUUAUACGGGUUGAAACCUUUUCCUGGUUUCAAGAGAAAGUCGAGUAACAACUUGCUGAUCGCUCAGGAAUUUUCAGACGCGUAUGUUAGCCCUAAUACCAUGUCAAAUCCUAAGAGAAAGCACUUUUAUACUCCUGAAAAACCCGUUGUCUGGGGAGAGAAUCCACUAGGUAAUGCAACAGACGAUAAGCAUAACAGUCCAUAUGGUUGUACAAAGCCAUCUUGUGCAGUUGAAGGCUGCCUUUCCAAGGGUUUUGCUCGACUGUUUUCAAGCGGUUCGUGUCUACAGUUUGACCAGGAUAGAAGAGUCUCUUAUACAUGA
Messenger RNA from Fraxinus pennsylvanica, 951 nucleotides. NCBI's taxonomy places the organism in Eukaryota, Viridiplantae, Streptophyta, Magnoliopsida, Lamiales, Oleaceae. The record is from the annotation of a GenBank genome assembly.